Lepisosteus oculatus (spotted gar) is the source of this 936-nucleotide messenger RNA. RefSeq lists its product as uncharacterized. Lineage: Eukaryota; Metazoa; Chordata; Actinopteri; Semionotiformes; Lepisosteidae. The record is from RefSeq and is a predicted model, not a curated record.
AUGACUAAGAACCAUUGUCGAUAUCUCGCCAAAACAAUGCGGCGUUGCGCAGCUGGAACCUCAGGCACCUUCCCGAUCAAUCUUGGCGUCCACCAAGGCUCAGCCUUGUCUCCUCUGCUCUUCAUACUUUGCACGGAUACAGUGACCAAAGAUAUCCAAACGAGGCAUCCAUGGAUGCUAUUGUAUGCCGACGAUGUUAUAAUAGCAAGUGAAAUGAAACACGGCCUCGAACAACAAGUACAGGAGUGGAAGACGCGCCUUGAACGAUUCGGGAUGAAAUUGAACAUCAAGAGGACGGAGUACCUGGAAUGCAGUGAUCAAACUGAUGGCACAAUCGCAGCUGGUGGGGUCCAACUGAACACAGUGACCCAGUUAAAGUACCUAGGCUCAUGUGUCAACUCCGACUGCACUACCCUAGACGCCAAGAUGCAAGUCAGAGCCGCUUGGAUGAAAUGGCGGCAGGUCACUGGAGUACUGUGCGACAAGAAGAUCCCUUUACGCCUAAAAUCCAAAGUCUACCGCUCCGUGGUCAGACCAGUGGCCCUAUACGGAACUGAAUGCUGGCCAACGACAAAGAAACAUGAAAGGGCACUCCAUACGAUGGAAAUGAAGAUGCUGCGAUGGACCCUCGGCUUGACAAGACUAUACCAUGUCAUGAAUGAAGAGGUGCAGAAAUCACUCAAAGUCGCCCCAAUCACUUAGAAAAUGAGGGAAUCGCGCCUGUGAUGGUAUGGACACGUACUCCGCAACAAUGAAACAUCAAUGGCAAAGACCGCCCUCGAAUUGAAUGUGGAAGGCCGCCGGCCCCGUGGACGACCAUUUACCCGCUGGCUGGAUCGGCUGAAAGACGACAGGCGCCUCGCAAAAGUCACCUGCCGAGACGCCGCAGACUGUACGAAGUGGAAAAAUCGGUGCAAACAAGCAGACCCCACAUAA